Messenger RNA from Penicillium roqueforti, 1323 nucleotides. Its product is annotated as diacylglycerol/lipid kinase family protein. Lineage: Eukaryota; Fungi; Ascomycota; Eurotiomycetes; Eurotiales; Aspergillaceae. Gene Ontology annotation, biological process: sphingosine biosynthetic process. The transcript has a single exon. Gene Ontology annotation, cellular component: cytoplasm; intracellular membrane-bounded organelle; membrane. The record is from RefSeq and is a predicted model, not a curated record. The coding region runs from base 1 to 1323 and encodes 440 amino acids.
AUGUCUGCUCCUUUCCCGGUCGAUAUAGUUGAUCGCAACUUGAAAUACACAUCUCACGCAGGCGUUGAGUGUUUGAUUGAGUUCAACGACAUUCUCUGUGUGUUGUCCAAUCAUGUACCCACGUAUAGUGUGCUGUUCUUUCAGAAAACCGAACUGGACGGCGACAAGCCUGAGAACUUCUCCUUGAGAAAGAUCGAUAUCGAGUCCCUGCCUGCAGAACUAUCUCCUUUUGUGACCAAGAUCCCAAGCCACCUUCGACAUGAAGAUACACCUGUCAUCCAGGUUGUGGUAUCGACUGGAUCAGGAACCGGGAAUGCCAAGACAGUCUUUCAAGAUGUUGUACAGCCGCUUCUUGAAUAUAUUGGUCUAGAGAAUUACGAGCUCUACGAAACAAAGUCGGCCGAAACCAUCAUCGAGCUUGCACGCUCGAAAUUCUUGGAGCGGGCUCAUAAUGGCGUCCCUCAGACUAUCAUCCUUCUUUCUGGCGACGGGGCCCUCAUCGACAUUCUCGAGAUUUUCUACAAAUCCAAGACAUCGAUUGGUGUAUCACCCAAUAUUGUGUUGAUUCCUUGCGGGACAGGGAAUGCCAUGGCAAGUUCCAUUGGAUUACGAUCUGGCCCGGUGCCGGGUCUUUCAACACUACUUCGAGGCAGUCCAUCUUCUAUACCGGUCUUUGCUGCCAAAUUCUCACUUGGCAGUCGGAUGGUCAUCGAUGAAGGUCGUCAUCGAGCCGAUAUCGACACCGAUGUUAAUCACACAUUAUACGGAGCCGUUGUUGCGAGCUGGGGACUCCAUGCUGCAUUAGUCGCCGACAGCGACACGUCCGAGUAUCGCAAAUUUGGAGCCGAUCGGUUCAAGAUGGCCGCAAAUGAGCUACUUCAUCCCUCAGACGGUACUCCACCUCACCAAUUCAAAGGCAAAAUCACAUUAACCACCUUGAAUGGUCCGAACGAGACACGCCAACAAGCAGUGGAAGGGCUUGAGCACAUGUAUGCACUUACUGCACUCGUCCCACGGCUUGAGAAGGACUUCUUGAUCUCCCCGGACUCAGUGGCCCUGGAUGGACGGAUGAAAUUUAUCCGCUUCGGUCCUAUGCCGGCGGAAGAUGCAAUGCAGUUGAUGAUCCUAGCCUACCAGGGCGGUCAACAUGUGAAGGAAGACACGGUCACCUAUGCCGAUGUUGAACAGGUUCGAAUCGAUUUUCAAGAAGAGGAGGAGAGGUGGCGACGCGUAUGCAUUGAUGGAAAGAUCGUCGCUGUCGAAAGGAACGGUUGGAUGGAAAUUUCUAAAGAACCCAGGCGUUUGCUGAACUUGAUUAAUUAG